This is a messenger RNA of Lingula anatina, 2703 nucleotides long. RefSeq lists its product as uncharacterized. NCBI's taxonomy places the organism in Eukaryota, Metazoa, Brachiopoda, Lingulata, Lingulida, Lingulidae. Gene Ontology annotation, biological process: regulation of transcription by RNA polymerase II; cell differentiation. Gene Ontology annotation, cellular component: nucleus. The record is from RefSeq and is a predicted model, not a curated record. Gene Ontology annotation, molecular function: DNA-binding transcription factor activity, RNA polymerase II-specific; sequence-specific DNA binding.
AGGUAUGGAUUCCAACAUCACACUCUGGCAGUUUCUUCUGGAGUUAUUACUGAGUGGCCAGCACAACGACAUAAUUCAGUGGACUGGGAAUGAAGGAGAAUUUAAACUGCUUAAUGCUGAAGAAGUGGCCAAAUUGUGGGGCCUCCGCAAAAACAAGCAGAACAUGAAUUACGACAAACUAAGCCGUGCUCUCCGAUACUACUACGACAAGAACAUCAUCAAGAAGGUGAUGGGACAGAAAUUUGUGUAUAAAUUUGUAUCGUUUCCCGAGACGAUAAAAACAGAGAACAAAAUUCCUUUCAAAGUGAAGAUGGAGAGCUUGGCAACAGAAGGAUUUCGAUCCCUUCCAGGUUUCAUGACAUUCCGUCCAUAUGAUAUUAAACAGAAUCUUACAAAGCAACAGCCACAGAUCCCAACACCUGUGUCACAAUGGCAGACAUCGCCCUCACCGAUUGUGUCGCAACCAGCUACGUACAUGCACGUGCCAACGCCAGUGCGCAACUUCAGCACGGCCAACAAUGAGAUUAAGUUCACCGAAGUGAAGUUCACUCCCAACAUGGAGAUGAAGUAUCUUCCACAGCAACCACAGUACAGGAGCAGCCCUCAGCCUGUGGCCCAGCCGCAGCGUUCCUUGAACACAACUCCACAGCCUGCACAACAGAUGGCGCCUCCAUCCAACACUCCAUCGCCAAAGCCACCAUCUGCUGCGCCUUCACCAGCACGUGCUGUUCCGUCACCAGCACGUAAUUCGCCAUCUCCUGCGCGGAUGCCAGUGCAGUCCAUAGCAGCCUCUCAGCCUGUGGCGCCCUCUCCUCUACUGUCAUCUCAGCCGCAGUGUGCUAAAACGAGUCAGAGCAACGCUUCAACAUCAGUUAAUCGCCCCAAGCCACAGCCAAUCGAAAUCCCCAAAACAAGCAUUCCCAGCUUCCCAAUGUACAGCCCACGCCACCCUCUGCAGAGUUUAACAACUCCACUCCUAUUGGCUAGUCCUCUACAGAGAACUCCAUAUGGACCAAUCACCUUCUGGAGCUCACUGAGUCCAGUGACAUCAACACUGAGCCCCAGAUUUAAUUCUCCGACUCAGUUCAACUUCCCUGGAUUUGUCAACGGACAUGUGGCGCUGUCUCCAGUAGUGACUGGCCAGCCAUUUACAUCAGCAUUUGAAAACUUGGGAUCACCGUUGUUUGUGUCGUCUCCAAUGCCUGUCAGUUGACGCCAGGCUUCGCAUUCAAACUUGCACUCCACUGCUAGCUUGAAUGCCCUUGGACUUGACUAUGGUAGUCAAAGACUUGAGACUCCCAACCAAAUUUUUGUGAAUUCCUCUCAUCAGGGUGCUGAGAGUCACCAAUUUAGACGACAGAGCUACAGUCGGUAGCAGUAACACGACAGUUGUUAUGCACUUUGUUGAAACCAAAUAUGUAUAGGACAUGUUAACUGCAGUAAUGUUUUUCUUUUUAGUCUUGGUGUUUUUUUGUAUUGUUAGAUGAGCAAGUUUCAUGUGCUAAAUGUCAAAACUUAUCCUUUAACUAAUUUUGAAACUUGUAUUGUUUCUCUCAUUGUACAAGAGACCUGACGCUUUUAAACUCUACACUUGUAUGGAUGCCUUUUAGUGCUUCAUUUUGCUUAAGAUUUUUUGUAUGUUUGGAAGAUUACAGAGCUUAGCUUCUUAAAUUGUCCAGGGGUGAAUUUUGCUUUUGGACAUUUGCCUACAAUUUUUUGAUGGUAGUUUGGGUAAUAAAAGUCAGUUUUAUAGAAAGUUAAACUCUUUUUUUUUUAAGGGAACAUUCUUCAUUUUAAAAACAUGCUGAGAAUUGCUUAGCUUCCAGCUGUUGAAUUUGACUGCAUUUUUGCAUAUUUUAAAUUUUUUUCAAAAUUUUAUUUCUGACAAUAAUGAGAGGUCUUAAGAUCUUUUAUUGCUUGGCUGUACCCCUCAUUGCAUUUUGACAAUUAGUAUGCAAUUUAUAUAGCAUUUAUUUCUCAAAAGGGACCUGAUAAGGCAUAGAUUAGACCAGUCCAGUGUUUCAGACUGGAGGCAAAGAUAGCAUAUUUUGGUCACCACAAGAAAUGAUAAUUUCCAUUUGAUUGUUGUACUUAAAAGCAUUUGUAUUCAGAUAAAUGCAAAUGGUCAUUAUUUGAUAGAGUUUUGUAUGAUCAUUGUACAUAUAUGUAGACUAAGGGGAAAUAUCAGAUUUCUAUUUUUGUACUAAAAUGGCCAGUUGUGUAAUUAAAUGGCUUUUAAGCUUAGAUUAAGGAUAUUUCAAAUAUGAUUCAAUGGUGCUGAGAACUGUAUCUACUGGAUGAGCGAGACAGAUCAACAAGAAACAUGUAAAUACCAGUAGGCUCUGUACUGUGGAUCUCACAGCAGGUCACAAGACACUGAUGCUCUUUUUAAAAUUUUGACCAUUGUCCUUAAAAAAACAUCACAUAAUUGUGAGCUUUUUGGCAAAAUUCCAGAAUUUUAUUUCACUCAAUUCAUGUUAAUUAUCAAUUUUAAAGUAAUUUGUUUAUUCAUGGUUUAUUUUCUGUACUCCAGUCAUGUUGUUUAGUUAUAAGGACCUUGCUAUGGCAAGGGUCGGAUGUACUGUUAUCUUCCCGUAUUGUGAAGAUUGUACAUAUGUACAUGUAUAUUUAUUUAUUAAGACCAAAUUUGUGAAAUAUAUUUCAUCAUUUUUUUACCAAAUAAAAAAUAUAUAAACAUAUAUA